AUGCGUUUAGCUGAGGAGUUUAUGGAGCAGUUGAGGCCUAUAUUUGAGGCUCUCAGGCAGCGGGAAGAGCUUCCGUGUUCGUACCCGCUCCACGUGGGUUCGACACAUGGCACUAAGCAAGCUUUCAUAUACGGCCAUUCAAGAUCUCAAGGUUCGACGACGCCCGGCGGUCAUCACUAUACUCACCACCACGGAUACCAACCGUCUCCGGGAUACCACUGGGUGAGGGAGCGUACUGUAAGAUCGGUUCCGAUGUCAAGUGGUCCAGCUGCUGGCAGAGCCUCCAGGUCUUCACUAAGCGCUGGAACACCUGACUCGCUCAGCGACAACGAAGCGGCCAGCGGAUUAGGACAGAGAUAUAGAAAACCUAGCGUACCGAGAUCUACUUUGACGCCAGGCGGAUCUAGACCAGGAUCUAGACCUGGCUCUAGAACGGGUUCCAAGCCGCCUUCAAGACACGGAUCCAAUUUAUCAUUGGACAGCACAGAUGAAGUGCUAACUCCUUCACGUAUACCAAUGCGUAAAGUAACAAACACACGUGCCUCGCUCGCCCGGGCCGCGGCCACGGCUAGCAAACUCGGAACAACUAAUGGAGCCUCGCGCCCACGAACGCCCACAGGCGCACUCACACCAGCCAGCAGGUACGGCGGCACGAUGUACCGCACGUCCAGUAUUCCAACACUGUCACCAGUUCCAGCCAUAGUCAGACCGUUUUUCCGGUGGUGGGAUUUUAAGCUAGCAUCGUUUAGCAUGACACCAUCCUCAAUGGCAUCCGAACAUCCCAAAUCCUUAUCCCACACUCAUCCCGCAUAUCAAACCCAGGGUUCCACUCGUAUCCCGGUGUACGUCGGCAACCGUUCCCAACGGACGCCAUCUGUUGAACGACGUAACAAAUCCCACAAAUCCCAAUCCCGCGAAACAUCCCAGGACCCGAGUCCAAUAUCCCACGAUCCUAAAUCGGACCAGCGCAGUCCGGAAGACGAUUCCUCACUGUUCAGCAUAUCCGGGAUGACGAGUGACAAUGAAUAUGAAAGUAACAUUAGCGAGUCCAGCGGAGACGCCUCAAAGCCGACCCAAAGAGACAUCAAAGGGAGUGGUUCGUUUGCUUCCACCGAUGGACACACGCCCGCUCGGAGUCGCAUACCCGUGCCGAAGGACUCUAACCAUUCUCACUCUAGGCAAAGGACGCCGUCCGGCAGCUCGACACCGGUACGUCCGGGCACCCAGACGGCCGCGUCCCGGCUGGUGCGUCGUCCGUCGGACGCGGAGAACGCCGCGCCCUCCGCCCCCGCAACCCCCCUCUCCCGCCGUACGCCGGCGAGGACGACGGAGAAACGAGAGCCAUUCCGGCUAUAA
This is a messenger RNA of Danaus chrysippus (African queen), 1356 nucleotides long. The record is from the annotation of a GenBank genome assembly. NCBI's taxonomy places the organism in Eukaryota, Metazoa, Arthropoda, Insecta, Lepidoptera, Nymphalidae.